AUGUUAUCUGCUGCUUCUAAGGAAAUUGUUAAAGCUACCGUCCCGGUCUUAGAAGAACACGGUACUGAAAUAACCUCUACAUUCUACAAAAUGAUGUUUGCUGGUCAUCCUGAAUUGUUGAACAUCUUCAACAGGACAAAUCAAAAGAAGGGUGCCCAGCAAACCGCUUUAGCUACUACUGUCUUAGCUGCUGCCAAGCAUAUCGAUGACUUAUCUGUCUUGUUGCCACAUGUCAAACAAAUUGGUCACAAACACCGUGCUUUACAAAUUAUGCCAGAACACUACCCAAUUGUUGGCCACUACCUAUUAAAAGCCAUUUCCGAAGUUCUUGGCGAUGCUGCUACCCCAGAAAUUAUUAAAGCUUGGGGUGAAGCUUACGGUGAGAUCGCUGACGUUUUCAUUUCUGUUGAAAAGGAAAUGUACGAUGCCGCUGCUUGGCCAGGUUGGAAACCAUUCACCGUUGUCGAAAAGGAAAAAGUUGCUGAAGACGUUUACCAAUUCACUGUUAAACCAGACAGUGAUUUAGUUCUACCAAAGGUUGUCCCUGGUCAAUACAUCACCGUCAACACCCAUCCAACUAGAGAUAACAACCAAAAUGAUGCUUUACGUCACUACUCUAUUUCCUCCAUUGACACUUCUAAGGGCUUGAAGUUUGCUGUUCGUUUAGAGACUAGUCCAAACAAUCCAGCUGGUUUGGUCUCUGAAUUCUUACACAAUGAGGUUCACGUUGGUGACACCAUCAAAUUAAGUGCUCCAGCUGGUGAUUUUGCACUAAAUGAAGAUUUGGUUGAACAAAACGAAAUUCCAUUAGUCUUAUUAGCUUCUGGUGUUGGUGUCACCCCAUUACUAUCUAUGUUAGAGUACCAAGUCAAUAACAACCCAGAAAGACCAAUUGUUUGGAUCCAAUCCUCUCGUACUGAAGCUAAGGAAGCCUUUACCAAGCACGUCACUGAAUUAUUGGCCAGGGCUAAGAAUGUCAAGAGAUACAUCAUCCACACUAAUGUCAGCAAGCGUAUUGAUGAUAAUUUCUUGAAGGAAAAUGUUCCAUCUCAUGCAGAUGUCUACAUCUGUGGUUCUUUACACUUCAUGGAGUCUAUGAUUAAAUACUUACAAGUAUUAGAACACAAGGAUGAUAUGAUCCACUAUGAACCAUUUGGUCCAAAGAUGAGUACUGUUGAAGUUGGUUUAAAGAAGAACUGA
This is a messenger RNA of Arxiozyma heterogenica, 1200 nucleotides long. It is a transcript of the gene YHB1, whose product is annotated as flavohemoglobin. The transcript has a single exon. The coding region runs from base 1 to 1200 and encodes 399 amino acids. The record is from RefSeq and is a predicted model, not a curated record. Lineage: Eukaryota; Fungi; Ascomycota; Saccharomycetes; Saccharomycetales; Saccharomycetaceae. Gene Ontology annotation, cellular component: intracellular anatomical structure. Gene Ontology annotation, molecular function: oxygen binding; nitric oxide dioxygenase [NAD(P)H] activity; FAD binding. Gene Ontology annotation, biological process: nitric oxide catabolic process; cellular response to nitrosative stress.